AUGGAUAGACAGCUGGACAGACACAGACAGAUGGAUAGACAGGUGGACAGACACAGACAGAUAGAUAGACAGGUGGACAGACACAAACAGAUAGAUAGACAGCUGGACAGACACAGACAGAUAGAUAGACAGCUGGACAGAAUUAGACAGAUGGAUAGAAAAGUGGACAAACACAGACAGAUAGAUAGACAGGUGGACAGACACAAACAGAUAGAUAGACAGCUUGACAGACACAGACAGAUAGAUAGACAGGUGGACAGACACAGACAGAUAGAUAGACAGCGGGACAGAAUUAGACAGAUGGAUAGACAGGUGAACAAACACAGACAGAUAGAUAGACAGGUGGACAGACACAAACAGAUAGAUAGACAGCUUGACAGACACAGACAGAUAGAUAGACAGGUGGACAGACACAGACAGAUAGAUAGACAGCUGGACAGACACAGACAGAUAGAUAGACAGGUGGACAGACACAAACAGAUAGAUAGACAGCUUGACAGACACAGACAGAUAGAUAGACAGGUGGACAGACACAGACAGAUAGAUAGACAGCUGGACAGACACAGACAGAUAGAUAGACAGCUGGACAGACACAGACAGAUAGAUAGACAGCUGGACAGACACAGAAAGACAGUGAGACAGUCGGAGAGCUAG
Saccostrea echinata is the source of this 654-nucleotide messenger RNA. RefSeq lists its product as uncharacterized. Bases 1 to 654 code for a protein of 217 amino acids. NCBI's taxonomy places the organism in Eukaryota, Metazoa, Mollusca, Bivalvia, Ostreida, Ostreidae. The transcript has a single exon. The record is from RefSeq and is a predicted model, not a curated record.